AUGGAAGGAGAACACCAGGGCCUUCAGUUUCAUCAAGUCCUAGUAGCCCACGGGAGGAUCAAGAAUGAGCCAGAGGUAGAUCAAGGAGGAGCACACGACAUUGGAACUGAAGAGGAACAUGACGAAUACGUAAUAGUUAAUUUCAAUCUUGAUGAACUGGGCCAGGAGUCAGACGAAGAAAAGGGCGUAGAGGAGGCACGCAGUGAACAUCACCAGUCGGAAACCCCGCCAGAUUCUCGCACGUUUCAUGGGGUUGAUACAGACUAUCUACGCUCUCUCGAGGAGGCAAUUAUCAGCCUAAAGCUUCAACUUAUUAUGGCCAAGGCAAGGGUUGUGCGAGCCAAGCAAAAAGUAGAGGUAAUCAACCAAGAAGUGGAUGAACUGGCUGAACUUCUGAUACGUCAUCUCGACGAUUGA
Lactuca saligna is the source of this 417-nucleotide messenger RNA. Lineage: Eukaryota; Viridiplantae; Streptophyta; Magnoliopsida; Asterales; Asteraceae. The record is from the annotation of a GenBank genome assembly.